This is a messenger RNA of Porites evermanni, 1029 nucleotides long. NCBI's taxonomy places the organism in Eukaryota, Metazoa, Cnidaria, Anthozoa, Scleractinia, Poritidae. The record is from the annotation of a GenBank genome assembly.
GAAAGUGAAGAUGAGACUCCUCCCAAGGUGAAUCUUGAUGAUGACUUCUUUAUUGACACAAGUCCAAGCACAGGUAACAAAAAUAAUGACUAAUUAUAUUGUGGAGACUGAAUCAGGUCGCAAUUCAAGUCGCUCACCCAGCGACAGGGUGCGGUGAGAGGCACGGCUGUAUUCGCAAGCUAUGUUCAAACGGCUUUAUUCUAAAGUUCACGCUAAAGGAUUUCAUCCACAAGUUAGAACCGCAUACUACAUAAAUAAAUAAAUGGUACCCUGUAUGAAGAGGUUUCAUUUGAAUCGUCACACCAUAGAAUUUCACCCGCACACUCGGAAGGUACAUUAGCCUGUCCACAGACGUUUCUUCUUGUUUCUUGGACGAAUUUUUGCGAGUGCCGAGAAAAUCAGAAGGAGCGCUAGCGGUUAAUAAACCCCCCGCGGUUUUCAUUUUCAUACGCGCGUUCGACUGAAUCUCUAGAAAAAUAAAGGGUCUCUGAACAGGCUUAAAGAAGACCGACAUACGAAAUAAAUAGUACCAUGUGAAAGUACUGCUGAAGAGGUUUCAUUUGAAUGGUUACACCAUAGGAUUUCAUCCACGGACUCAAACGUUAGAACAACAUACUAAAUAAAUAGUACCAUGUGAAAGUACUGCUGAAGAGGUUUCAUUUGAAUGGUUACACCAUAGGACUUCAUCCACAGACCCUAAAGUUUGAACUACAUACUAAAUAAAUAGUACCAUGUGAAAGUACUGCUGAAGAGUUUUCAUUUGAAUGGUCACACCCUAGGAUUUCAUUCAAAGGCUGAAAUUCUGAAAUUAAUUCGUGGAGAGAAAAUGUUAAAAUAUAAUGUCAGGUUUAUUUUCCUUUAUCUUCUUAUUUAAACGACAACGAGAAAUUGUGUUUGGUGCUUUAAGUUUUAACUUGCUCUCUUCUUUUUUUAUCAGAGCCCCCAACGUUCGAGGAAGAAUCCAGAAAAAAGAAAAAGAAAACUAACAAGACACGCAAACGAUCGCAGUUUAAAUUUGAGAAAAAGUAG